UGGAAAAGCCCAUCGCCAUAACAUCACAAUAAAUUGCCUUGGUAUACCUAAUUAAAUAGCAGAAUCUCACCAAAUACGAAAACUGAAUUGUUGCUCCAAUUUUCUAAAUCUGAAAGACUACUGCAUCGGACACUUUGAUUGCGCUAUUGUGCUUCACUUUCUGUGAGGAUGCUUAAGAUCCCUCCGCAUCAAGUUGCAGGACACCAAGCAGGCAAUGGGAAGCUUGGUCCGCUCGUGGAUGAAUCAGGACGUUUCUACAAGCCUCUCCAAGGCGAUGAACGAGGGUCCAAUGAGGUUAAAUUCUACGAAUCAUUCUCUUCCAACACUAAGAUCCCAGAACACAUCUCCAAAUUCUUCCCUAUCUUUUAUGGCACUCAGCUCAUAGAGGCGUCCGAUGGAUCUGGCUUGAAGUCCCACUUAGUUUUACAUGAUCUCGUCGUAGGUCGAGUCAAUCCAUCAAUAGUGGAUAUUAAAAUCGGUUCAAGAACCUGGGCACCACAGUCAACUGAGGAGUAUAUGCAAAAGUGCUUGAAAAAAGAUAGAGAGACAUCGAGCCUUCCCUUAGGAUUCAGGUUAUCGGGGAUACAAAUCUAUGGAAAUAAAGAAUCAGGUUACUGGAAACCGGAAAGGACUUCAAUUCAAAACCUUUCUGCAGAGGAAGUCAAGUUAAUCCUGAAAAAGUUUGUUUCUUCUAACGCGUCGACUGACUCAGACUCUGAACCAGAUUGUGCUUUUGCAGCAACUGUAUAUGGCGGUUCUACUGGCAUUUUAUCACAGUUGCUAGAGUUGAAAGCAUGGUUUGAGGAUCAAACCAUGUACCAUUUUUAUUCUUGCUCGAUUCUGAUGAUGUUUGAAAAAGAACUUGCAUUGGAAGGACAGAAUCCAGGUGCACAAAUCAAGUUGAUUGAUUUUGCUCAUGUUAUUGAAGGAAGAGGUGUCAUUGAUCAUAACUUCUUGGGUGGUCUCUGCUCUUUGAUAAAGUUCCUAUCUGAAAUUCUUACUGCUCCAAAUGAGCACACAACAGAAGUUUCCUCAAAGCCUGAUCAUCAGAACUUUAUUUGCUCUGAUAACGGUGUCAACUAAUUCAGCUUAAAAUUAUGUUGCAAAUUGCACCCUUUUUGUAGGAAAUUCUAUUCUAGCAUUGCUAUGACCCCAGUAUAUAUAAUCUGUACUGGACCCCGGAUCAUAAAUAAACUUUUCUUUCAAAUUUGAUACUCUAUUUAACUUACUUUUAAUAAUGCUUUAUUUUUCAAACUCAUAUUUGUAUAUUUGCUGAAGCCUAUUUGAUUGAUUUA
Molecule: messenger RNA, 1295 nt
Organism: Nicotiana attenuata
Lineage: Eukaryota; Viridiplantae; Streptophyta; Magnoliopsida; Solanales; Solanaceae
Product: inositol polyphosphate multikinase alpha-like
Exons: 2
Coding region: 169-1083 (304 amino acids)
Biological process (GO): inositol phosphate biosynthetic process
Cellular component (GO): cytoplasm; nucleus
Molecular function (GO): inositol-1,4,5-trisphosphate 3-kinase activity; inositol tetrakisphosphate kinase activity
Source: RefSeq, a predicted model, not a curated record